AUGUGGAGACGAACGUACCUGCUGCUGCUGGUGAUCCGGGUGUACUUCGCACUGUCUCCAAGUUAUUUACACCCGGAUGAGAAUUUCCAAGGCCCCGAAGUCUUUGCAGGUCGCAUUUUCUCCUAUCCUUCCCGCUUACCCUGGGAAUUUACCUCCGAUAAGCCAAUACGCAGCGUCUUCCCACUAUGGCCGACCUACGACGUACCGAUGAACCUGCUGAAGGGAUUCUAUACAGAAAGCGGGACACUAAACCCUCCGCCAGAGCUGGUUUACUAUGUGUUGCGAGGGGUCAUGUUUCUCUUAAGCUUUGUGCUCGAGGAUUGGGCCGUCUAUGAGCUGGUUCCCCUACCGCGCCAUCGCCGCGCAACGGUGGUCCUAGUCGCAUCCUCGUAUGUCACCUGGACAUAUCAGACGCACACCUUCUCCAACUCCAUCGAGACCCUGUUGGUCGCCUGGGGCUUAGUCUUGAUUCAGCGCAUUGUUGAUAACAAGCGACGCUCGUCCAUCUUCGCAUGCGCCGUGCUAUCUCUCAUCGCCGUCGUGGGUGUUUUCAACCGCAUCACUUUUCCGGCCUUCCUCCUCGUCCCAGGACUGCGGUUACUGCCUCAUUUCUGGCGCAAGCCUUUCUCCUUGCUUUCAUUCGCUGGGUUCGGUUUAUUCUUCUUCUGCAUCGCUGUCCUUGUCGAUACAACGUUCUACAACCCUUCUGCCUCGCUUUGGGACGCUCUUCACGCACCUAUCAUCACGCCCCUCAAUAAUCUGCUCUAUAAUAGCGACAAGUCCAACCUAGCUCUCCAUGGCCUUCACCCUAGGUACCAUCACUUUCUAGUCAAUCUGCCGCAACUCCUGGGGCCAGCGUAUGUGGCGAUAGUACUUUCUUUGAGCAAGUCGAAAGCAAUUCAGUCUUCGCUAAAAAACAUACGCGCCGUCUCUGCCAUAUCAGCAACCGCUAUGCUUUCCUUGUUUCCGCACCAGGAACCCCGGUUCCUGCUUCCAUGCGUCCCGCUCCUCCUUAGUUGCCUCCGCGUGCGCAAAUCGCGUCUUUUCUUGGCGGCUUGGGUGAUUUUUAAUGCCGCUCUAGGGUUCCUCAUGGGAGUGUACCAUCAGGGUGGCGUAGUCCCUACUCAGCUUGCGAUCCCCUCAAUCGUCUCCGAUAGCUUCUUCGAGGCUGGUGCCAUCGACAAUGCCCAGAAAUCGGCUACAAUACUCUGGUGGAAGACCUAUUCCCCUCCAUUGUGGUUGUUGGGAGAGAGCACCAGCACCCAGCUGGACAUCGAAACGCGGGACUUGAUGGGUAUCUCCGGACCAGAAAUGGCCAACGAGCUCGAGAAAUUGGUGCCACAAUGCCCAAACCCCGACGAAAGCAACAGCGUGGAUCAUCCCGAACGCUCGGUCUUUGUGGUCGCACCUAAAUCCGCUACUUUCCUCGACCGGUAUACACAUCCCUCGCCCGACAAUUCAGGUCUCACACUGCACGAGCUGUGGACUUGGCGCAAGCAUCUCAAUUUGGAUGACCUGGACUUUGGCACUGAUGGCAUUUUCCCUACCUUGAACCGAGUGAUCGGCAGACGCGGAUUGUCCGUCUGGGCCGCACGAAGAAGUGGUUGUGUUUGA
Molecule: messenger RNA, 1614 nt
Organism: Aspergillus luchuensis
Lineage: Eukaryota; Fungi; Ascomycota; Eurotiomycetes; Eurotiales; Aspergillaceae
Gene: smp3
Product: glycosylphosphatidylinositol-alpha 1,2 mannosyltransferase smp3
Exons: 4
Coding region: 1-1614 (537 amino acids)
Biological process (GO): GPI anchor biosynthetic process
Cellular component (GO): endoplasmic reticulum membrane
Molecular function (GO): alpha-1,2-mannosyltransferase activity
Source: RefSeq, a predicted model, not a curated record